AAAUUAUCUCAAAUCUAAAAUUCAUUCCGCUUUCUAUAUGAGGUCUGGUCCUUUUUUUAAGCCACCGUAAAACGUCUGAGAGCAACUGGUGCCAUCUCACACCAUGGGAGUAAUUCAGGUCACCAAAGUCACCCCAUCUUCUCACUCCCCAAAAUCAGCCUCCGACUUCUCUCUCCCGCUCACUUUCCUGGACAUUUUUUGGUUCAAGUUCCCCCCUGUCGAGCGCCUCUUCUUCUAUCGCCUUCCUGACAUAAACCAUAACUUCUUCAACUCAGAGGUCCUCCCCAAACUCAAAACUUCUCUGUCUCUUACUCUCCUCCAUUUCCUCCCUCUAGCCGGUAACCUCACUUGGCCCUCACCUGAUGCUGCAAAACCCUUCAUCCGCUACACUCCAAACGAUGGGGUUUCUUUCACAGUUGCAGAGUCCAACGAAGACUUCGACCGUCUGUCCGGUAGCCAAACCUACGAAGCUAACGAAUCACAUCAUUUGGUACCUCCAUUGAAGGUAUCUGAUGAUACCGCAUCAAUCAUAGCUUUGCAGGUCACACUAUUUCUGAAUAAAGGGUUUUGCAUCGGCAUAACAACACACCAUACAGUUCUUGAUGGUAAAAGUACGGCCAUGUUUGUUAAGGCUUGGGCUCAUACAUGUCGGCAAGGUGAGAAAGGAAACUCUUCUUCAUCAUUACCGAUUGAGUAUACCCCAUUUUUUGACAGGAGUGUAAUCAAAGAUCCAUCUGGACUAGAUAUCUUGUACUUGAACCAGUGGCUAGCUUUUACGGCCUCUUCAGAUUCAAGAAGUUUGAAGGUGCCACAAAAUCUAGGAGUUGUCCCUCAUGAUUUGGUUCGAGCAACGUUUCAACUAACUCGUGAAAACAUCAAGAUACUCAGAGAAAUGGUUGUGUCUAAAUGGGAUAAGUCAAAGCCACCAAUUCAUCUGUCAACUUUUGUGCUGACACUGGCGUAUACAACAACUUGUAUGGUGAAAGCAAGAGGAGGAGAAACUGACAGAAAUAUAGUCUGGGGGUUCGCAGCUGAUUACAGGAGCCGUUUAGACCCACCUGUGCCAGAAAAUUACUUCGGAAACUGCGUUGGUCCACGCUGGCAAGCUGUGAGAGCAAGAGACUUCAUGGAUGAAAACGGGUUGAACUUUGCAGUAGAGAAGUUGACCGAUGAGAUUAAGGAUUUGGAAAAGGGUCAGGUUCUUGAAGGAGCAGAAAAUAAAAUGUCUAGCGUCCUGGAUUUGGUUAAGGAAUCUACAGGAUCCGUGCAACUUAUUGGUGUCGCUGGAUCGCCCCGUUUCAAUGUUUAUGAGUCGAAUUUUGGGUGGGGUAAGCCAGAAAAGGUGGAGAUUGUGUCCAUAGAUAGAACUGGAGCUAUCUCUUUGGCUGAGAGUGCAGAUGGUAGUGGUGGUGUUGAGAUUGGGUUGGCUUUAAUGAAGCAUGAAAUGGAGAUUUUUGCUUCUUUUUUUAUUCAUGGUUGUAGCUAGAUACCUAAGCAUUUAACAUGAAGUGGACCAAAUCAAAUUCCAAAUUAAAAUACUCAUAUAGAGUCGGAACCCAUCCCAAUUAUACAUUACUUGAAUUACCUUGUUUAAUGUUAGUUGGAAGAUGUUCAAUUAAGCUCCAUGUUAGAA
Rubroshorea leprosula is the source of this 1633-nucleotide messenger RNA. The record is from the annotation of a GenBank genome assembly. Lineage: Eukaryota; Viridiplantae; Streptophyta; Magnoliopsida; Malvales; Dipterocarpaceae.